Apodemus sylvaticus (European woodmouse) is the source of this 3188-nucleotide messenger RNA. It is a transcript of the gene Scel, whose product is annotated as sciellin. The transcript is spliced from 32 exons. Bases 236 to 2287 code for a protein of 683 amino acids. The record is from RefSeq and is a predicted model, not a curated record. NCBI's taxonomy places the organism in Eukaryota, Metazoa, Chordata, Mammalia, Rodentia, Muridae. Gene Ontology annotation, biological process: epidermis development. Gene Ontology annotation, cellular component: cytoplasm.
UCCUGUGAAUGAGACUGGUUUUGUUGAGCUGGUAUUUGCACAGGGUGACACCCCCUUUCACACGGCCUGCCUCCUCCCUGUGUGACUCAGUGUUGAGAGAGAAGCCUCUAAGCUGUUCAUUAACAGCGGAACAGAGGUGGGACGCACACCCAGAAAGCUCCGGGUGCCCAUUUGUUCCAGCCGGAUCCACUUGGGGAGCCACUGCGGGCCAGUUAGCCAAGAGUCCUGGGCUUCUAUGCGAGAAAGAUCCUCACUAGAAUCCAGCAUGUCGAAUUUUUCCUCAAGAAAAAAGUCUCCUGCUGGAAAUGAUCCCAAGAGCACCCGGGAAGCAGCGCUGAGACAACAGGGUUUUCAUGAUGCGAACAAAAGAAGGGCUUUCUUACAGGAUAACAGCUGGAUAAAGAAGCGCCCAGAGGAAGAAAAAGAUGAAAAUUACGGCAGGGUGGUGCUCAGCCGGCAUAACUCCCAUGAUGCUUUGGACAGGAAAAUAAUGGAGAGAGAGGAGCCGAAAGCCACAAUUAGCCGGUACAGAUCUGAGGACAUGCUGGACAGAACGCUGUCCACGUUUAGAACACCAGAAUCAACCAAGACGCCAGCUGGCAGCUCCUUUAAUGCAAACUCUACCGCCACGGCUUCAACCCCUGCUACCACUUCUGUGAAGAAAAAGAGACAGUCCUGGUUCCCACCACCCCCUCCUGGUCACGACGCCUCUCCUGGCGCAGGAGCCAUCAGAAGGGACCCAGCUCUUCACCCUCCACUCCCUCCGAAGCCCUGUUCUCCCAUUGAGUCUCCUAAACAACUGAGGCCGACUAAUAGGCAGAUACCUGCAGCUACAGCAGGGGCAUGUGGAGAAACCGACAGACAUGCUGAAAGAAAUAUAAGGACUCAGGAUCUCGAUGACAUCAUCAGGGUGGCGACUGCACUUCAGAAAACAGACAAGGGUGAAGAACUGGACAAUCUCAUCAGAAUGAACAAAAGCUUGAACAGAAAUCAAGGUCUCGAUGGCCUCUUCCGAGCAAACCUGAAGGCACAGCAGUUGGACAAAAGAGCCCAGAGCCUUGAAAGUCUGAUCUAUAUGAACACCCAGAUGGACAGGGAUGGCAAAGGAAAUCAAGCCUUCGGGAGCCUUAAGAAAGUCAACCACAGGGCUGACACCGACAGAGGAAGCCAAGAUCCCAGAGCAGUUAUCAGAACAAAUGCCAUGGCAGAGAGACGCAGCAGCAGAGGUAAAGAUCUUGAUAGUGUCAUGAAGAUCAACCCCAAAGGACUUGAAACUACCACAGGAAAACAAGACCUCGAUGGACUGAUUAAAGUGAACCCUGACACAAGUAAACAUAUGAAAAGGGGCCAGAGCCUUGACAAUCUCAUCAAAGCCACCCCGGAAGGAAACAGAAGUAGCAAAGGGGGUCAAAGUCUUGACAAUUUCAUCAAAGGGGUUCCUGCAAGGAGCAGAGCUAACCAAGGGAACCAAGACAGGGACAGUCUUAUCAAGGUGACCUCCUCAGCAAACAAAAGCAACCAGCACAGUCUUGAUGAACUUAUUAACAAAAGCCCCAAAGCUGCCAAAGCCACUGCUGGACACCAAGAUCUCGAUAAGUUCAUCAAAGUAAAUCCUGAUGUUCUUACAAACAACCAAAGAAACCAUGAUCUAGACAGCACCAUGGGAGGGAAUCCUACAGCGAUCAGGGGCGACCAAAGCCGAGACUUGGACAGUCUCAUCAAAGCAAAGCCUUCUGCUCUCCGGAACGCAAACCGAGAUCAGGACCUAGAAAGUUUAACUGAAGUAAAUUCUCAUGUGUCUGAAGAGAAAAAUGGGAGGCUAGAUGGCCAAGCCAAUGGAUUCACUAAUAGUCUACUCAAGGAGUCCACAAGAACCUCGGUCUAUUCUUAUGAAGCCAGAAACAGCCUCAGCUCCAAUUCUGGGACCAGGAAUGCAGGUCCCAAGGAUACUGUUGUUUAUACAAGGACGUAUGUGGAGAACAGUAAAUCGCCAAAGGAUGGAUAUCAGGAAAAUAUCUCAGGAAAAUAUAUACAAACUGUUUAUUCAACUUCAGAUAGGUCUGUCAUUGAAAGAGAUAUGUGCACUUAUUGCCGCAAGCCCCUGGGGGUAGAGACCAAGAUGAUUUUAGAUGAGUUACAGAUCUGCUGCCAUUCCACUUGCUUUAAGUGUGAAAUAUGCAAACGGCCUUUGGAAAAUCUACAGGCAGGAGACAGUAUUUGGAUUUAUAGACAGACAAUACACUGUGAACCCUGCUACUCUAAGGUGAUGGCUAAGUGGAUUCAGUAAUUCCAACACGUAGAAAUGAAGAUGAACACCUUCUUUGAGGAAAUUUAAAGCAACAUUUUAAGAAUAUGUAAUCUAGAAAAGAUCUGCACUGCAUAUCAUCUCUUGUAUCAAAAUAACAGUUUUGUUGUUGCACAAAGAAUCCAACUACCUUGAAGAAGGGUGCAUACCUGAAAAGAAUCACCUGGUAUCUGGCAAGGUUUAGUGAUUAAAAAAAAAAUCUACGUAGUUCUACUUACCAAAGUCAGUGGCCGUGAGCAUUCUCAACCCUGAGCGGCCAUCCUGUUCCGUACUUGGCUGUCCAUCUCGGUUUCCACUAUAACCCAGUUUUUCAUCCUCACCUCCAUCCCCCUAAUAAUUUGCACUAGAGCAUUAUUGACACCCUGACAAAUAGGUUGCUGGAAGCAAGACAUCCUUCUUUUCUCUACAAAAGAAAAUGCACAUAGCAAUUUUAUUAUAAAUUUUUGGUUCAAGAUAUCAAUGUUACAAGUUGUUUGGACCUUAGAAAAUCACUUAAGGUUUCCAGACUUUCCAUGACACUAUCUGUGACACCACAGCUAUUAGACAAAGUGACUUCAAAGUUUUCCUUUGCUUUUCCUAUCCUCUGAAUCUAAAAGAGAUUUGGGUUUCCUGAUUAGAAAUACAAUGGUAUAUUCAUUAGCUGGGAAAUAUAAAUAAUUUCACCUAAGUGUCAUCCUUCAGUUUAUCACAGGCAUAGCUUUUGAAGACUCUUAUUAAAACUGAAAUCAAUAGCUCUAUGGGUGAUAGGUAAGAUCAGGUAACGUGUAAUUUGUCUGUCUUUGCAUGUAUUUCAAUAUCUGAGUGAUCAAAUAAUCUGAGAAGUAACAGCUGUGUAUUGCAAACAUGUGAUGUAUGUUCAUGUUAUAAACAGUUCAUGUUUACA